AUUCAUUCAUACGCACCGUACGGAGAUGGCGUCUACACGUAUACAGGUACAACACGGAGGAGCACGCGACGGCCGACGACGGCGACACGUAGCCCCUUUCCAAAAAAUUUCCGCCGUCUGAUGUCGAUGACGACGGAGGAGCCCAGCUAGCUCCCCAAAGUCAAGUCAGACCGGUUUCCACGAGCUUAAUUACGCAUUAAACAACACAGGUAAUCACCUAUCUAGCACAUGCUGGUCUAUUCCGUCCACGGACGACGCACUCCUGUGAGCCCAUCCAUUUCAUUCAGGGUGAAUAAACAAAGGUCAAAAAGGCAGGAUCACGGAGGAAUGGAGGAUCCAUGGGACGGGACGACGCAGCCUCCACCUCCCCCUCCACUGAGGAUGACGACCAUUGCCUUCCUCGCCUUUCCGUCGUCCGACAAGCAGGCAAGCGCAGCACGUUUUGGUUCCACGGCACUCGUCGUCGUCGUCGUCUCGCCGAGGAAGAGGGCGGUCUGCGUUGGAGCAGCGAGCAGCCUGCCCAGGCCAGGCCAGCAGGCCAGCAGAAGGGAAGGAACCGAAGUCAAACCACGCCGUGUACAAUACAAGUACGUAGCACUGUAGCAGCAACGGAAGGAAGCAGAGAGCUCUUGUUGUGUCACUUCUUCGCUAAAAAAAGUUUGUUUAAUUCUAAAACUGUCAUAUUAUAAACUAAAACAAAAUCUAAAUGAAGCGUCCACUUUCAAUGUAGAUUUCGUGAAAAUUUUAUAGGUUCUUAGACAUUCAACUCUACGGUUUUCCUUGUGUAGUUAUAUUAUUGAAGAUGUUUACUAUAUGACAACUUAUUUAAUAAAUCGUAGUAGAUGGUGGUGCUAAAGCGCGGACUGGACUACUGGACAGAGAGAAGCAAAAAGGACCAGCAAAACUCGUGGGGUUAAAACUUAAAUCUCCGAGGAGUCUAGUCUCUCGAGGGCAUACGAGGCGAGCAGGAGCGGCAGCACGAGGAAGACAGAAGAAGCAAAGCGAAGCAAUCCUCCCCUGCUGCACAGAGUGGGCCGGGGCCACGGUUGCAGGCGCGAGAAGGAAGCAGUGUCCGUCAGUAGCAGCGGUGGAGGUGCUCCGCGGUCCUAGUUCAGUAGUUCUCCCCCUCCGGCGGUGGCAGCGGUCGGAUCUGCGUCGCGGCGGCGGAAAGCACCCCCCGCCUGGAGCCCGGAGCCGUCCUUCUGAAGCUCGGCGGCGUCGAGAUCUGAGUUCGGUCGCGCGGAGAGGAGGUUUCGCUGUGCCGGUGUGGUGCUCCCGGAGCCGCGCGCGGAGGCGGCGCCUUUGCGCAUUGCCGUUCCGUCCGUCCCGUUCCUGCAAGCUCUAAGGCUUUCAAAGAAUUGAAAUCGGGGUUCUUGGGCUUUGCGCCUCGCGCCGUGAUGUAAACUUGAGCCCUCGGAUCGAAAAGGCCGUCCCUUUGCGCCGGCCGGCCGACCGGAGGUUUGGCGCUGUUCGGCGGAGGAGUUGGGGUGGGAGAUGAGGAUAGAAGGGGAUGAGGCUGCGCAGAUGGCGAUGUGGAGCGCGACAUGCGGGUGAGCGAGCGCGGAGGCACCGUUGCGCUCUGCCGCGUGAGCGCGACAUGCUGGAGGGCGAGCCCCACAAGGCAGGCUGACGAUGCAUGCACGGAGGGCGGGCGGCACUGGCAUGCGCGGAGGCAGUUUUUCUAGGGGAGGCGGGGGCACAAAAACAGUCUACACUAUUGUCUUAAUAGAUAUUAGAGACUUUAAUAGGGUGUUUGGUUUGAGGAAUGAGCUAGUCCAUUAUCUUCUCACUCCUCACUAUUUUUGUUUGGUUUGUGGAAUGGAAUGAGUUGAUCCAUCACCAACUCAUUCCUCAUAGUUAGUUAGUACUAAUAUUAGGAAUGAGAUCAUUCCACCAAAUUUGAGGAAUGAACCCAUGAUGCACCACCUCAAUUUAGAUGUAGUGAUUCCUUAAACCAAACACCCCCUAAAUGUCUCACGAAAAUCGAGCCACCGUCUCGUACAUGCCCUUAUCCCUCUCGCCCCGCAUCCCAUCACCCGCAGGCCGGAACAGCAGCCGUCAGCCAUGCCCGCGGCGGCCUUCUUCUCCGCCGCGCUGCCCCCUCCCUCGCGUACGCUGUCCCGCCGCCUCGUCGUGUCCCGCGCGGCUGCGGCCGCGGCCUCAGCAUCAGCAUCCUCGUCCUCCGGGUGGCAAGGUGGCGGGGGAGUGGAGUUCCAGGGCAAGGUGGGGUUCCUGGGGCUCGGGAUCAUGGGCGCGCCCAUGGCAUCCAACCUCAUCAAGGCAGGCUGCGACGUCACGGUUUGGAACAGGACCAAGAGCAAGUGCGAUCCCCUCCUCAGUCUCGGUGCCAAGUACGAGCCUACACCGGCCCAAGUCGCUUCAUCUUGUGACGUGACAUUCGCGAUGCUCGCUGAUCCACAAAGCGCGGCUGAGGUUGCAUGUGGGUCCAGUGGAGCUGCUGAAGGGUUGGCCCCUGGGAAAGGCUAUGUCGAUGUGUCGACGGUUGAUGGUGCUACAUCCAAGCUGAUUGGUGAACGCAUUACAAGUACUGGAGCAUCUUUCCUUGAGGCUCCAGUUUCAGGCUCGAAAAAACCAGCAGAAGAUGGGCUGCUCAUCUUUCUUACUGCAGGUGAUGAGUCCUUGUACAAGAGAGUGGCGCCCCUCCUUGAUGUCAUGGGGAAGUCAAGGUUUUAUCUUGGCGAUGUAGGCAAUGGUGCUGCAAUGAAGCUCGUGGUUAACAUGGUCAUGGGGAGCAUGAUGGUUUCCUUCUCAGAAGGGUUGCUCCUGAGUGAAAAAGUCGGUUUAGACCCGAAUACUCUCGUCGAGGUUAUUUCCCAGGGUGCUAUCAGUGCCCCCAUGUUCUCUCUCAAGGGCCCAUCCAUGGUUAAAGCUGCAUAUCCUCCUGCAUUUCCUCUGAAGCAUCAACAGAAGGACUUGAGGCUCGCAUUGGCCCUGGCGGAAUCGGUGUCCCAGUCCAUUCCUACAGUUGCAGCUGCGAACGAGCUGUACAAGGCUGCAAAAUCGCUCGGCCUUAGUGACCACGACUUCUCGGCGGUUAUUGAAGCGCUGAAAGCCAAAGUGCAGAGCCAGAGCUCACAAUAGUAGUUGCCUGUUCAGCAGAGCUCACAGUAGUUGUUGCCUCUUCAGCAGCUACCAUUGAGGCAGCAUUUUGUCUCGAUGGAUGAAGUUGACACUUAGGAAAAUUUCUCAAGAUCGCUACAGAAAAGUCUCAGAACAAUACAAUUUCUGUAUUCGUAAAUAUUUUCUCAAACAUCACAACGACGACAUUUCCUUAAGGAAGAAAAAAAACUUUCAUUAAAGGCUAGUUGGGGAACUUAAAUCUUCUUCUGGAUUCCCGGAGAUUGAAUAAAAGAUUAGUUCAUUUUUCCA
Molecule: messenger RNA, 3390 nt
Organism: Zea mays
Lineage: Eukaryota; Viridiplantae; Streptophyta; Magnoliopsida; Poales; Poaceae
Product: glyoxylate/succinic semialdehyde reductase 2, chloroplastic
Exons: 12
Coding region: 2065-3102 (345 amino acids)
Cellular component (GO): chloroplast
Molecular function (GO): NADP binding; NAD binding; oxidoreductase activity
Source: RefSeq, a predicted model, not a curated record